CUUUCAGGUUGGAUCUGUGUGUCAGUUUGUGAAUUUAACACAGUGGAGGCUCAGCCUGGAGAAGAGGUCACACUGCAGUGCAACAAUAUGAGUAGUUCAACUGGCCACAUAUGUUGGUCUAAAAUCGCCAACGGACACAACAUCAGCCGCAUCUCAUCUAUGAGCAGUUCAGAAUCUAAUGCCUCAAUAUUAGACGGAUUUGAACACGACAAAUUUAUUAUGACAUCCAACACCACAAAGGUCUUUCUAAACAUCAAACAGGUGGACUUCUCUGAUUCUGGAAUAUAUUUCUGUGGAUUAUACAUGUCRGAAGCCCACAGAAUAUUUAGUGCAACCUAUUUAAAGGUUGAAGAUGGGCUUGAUAGAUUACCUGAACUGCCGAUUGGGAUUUUGGGCAGUGUAAUUGUUGUCCUUGGAUUGGUGAUAAUCGCACUGGUUGUCAAAUUCAGGACUGCAGGUAAUUGUUUGUUGGGGAAGGAAAAAAAAUUCACAAAUGCAAAACUUAUUUAUUUACAGAACCUGGGCUCUGAAGAACCGAAUUAUGCAGYGCUGAGUUUCCGCCUCAAAGUUAGAAGCAACAGGAGGCCUGUAGCAAACAGUGAACUGGACCCCAAUGUGGUUUAUGCUGCCACAAGAUAAUCACAAACUACUCAACUCACCUUCUAAGAGUUAAACUUUAGUCAAACUAGAGUUACAUUUUAUUGUGCUGGUCUGCUUGUUGUGAGCAUUGUUACUGUUUGACAAUGUGACAAAUAAAAACAUAUAUAAUUUCAGUAAUAACGUUUGUUCUCAAGAACAUUGUGAAUUUCCUUAUUUACAGGUUAGAAGAAUAUAGUGCUUGAUAUAAGAUGCAAAUAAUGUUUACCURGGUAAAACAGCACAGUGCAGUUUUACUUAUCUGCUCUUUGAUAAUUCAUGAUUUUCAGUUGUAGUCAAGCUUGUAUUUGAUGUGGGUUUUGCAAUAAUUUCCACUGUGGUGUCAGAAGACAUCGAGAGCAACCACACAACAAAGCUGUGAAAACUAAAUCAAGAUUGUGUGCUUUCAGAGGCAUAAAGGUAAAAAUGUUUCAGACUGGUUGAGUACUUUUGACUGGUCAUGUGAGUAGUUGUUGGCUGUAAGCCACCUUGUUAGUGCCUCUACACAUAUUUCUCUCCUAACAACAUACUGACAGAGWGAGUUUGUGAACACAAGAGAAAAUGGAUAAGGGAUAAAACAACUGAAAGAAAAAAUCAAUUUAUUUAUUAUUUUUUUGCUUUUAAAUAAAACUCUAACUUCAAUGUUUUUGUUUUAUUUUGGGCCUUCUCUAAAUACUUUGAAGGUCAUGAAGGGUUGCUUCUAUUAAACAGUGAGUUCAUCUGUUUACUUCCUUUUAGUACUGAAAGUAUUCACAUGAUACUUUCCAUUGUACUUGACCACACCACAUUGUGCUGCCUCUUCCUGAGAUCAUGUUAAUCUCACCCUCCUACUUCAGCAGGUUUGAUAGAGUUUUCUAAUCAUCAGUGUCCUGUGUAGCUCCACCUAAAAAAACAUCAAAUACAUGUCAGUACUACACAGAUCAAAGAUGAGCAAACAGACACAACAAGGUUGGAACUUGACGCCAAAGAGUGGACUGGUAUGCCGCCACCUGCCCUAGCCAUGUCUGCCUUCGUAGCGAACUUUGUGCAGAUGCUAGUGUGAGCAUGUAUGCACAAACCAUUGUACCUACUGGAGAUUUUAUCAGUGGAAACACAGUAGAUGAAGUCUGUGACUCACAAAUUGGUUCUUUAAGGCAUCGGGGCGAAGGAAUCAGAUUGUAGCUAUUGAAAUUGUGAACUGUCUGUUUUGUUUAGUUAGAUUCAGGGGUUAGACAAUGGAACUGAAACACCUGUCAUUUCAGUG
Molecule: messenger RNA, 1879 nt
Organism: Austrofundulus limnaeus
Lineage: Eukaryota; Metazoa; Chordata; Actinopteri; Cyprinodontiformes; Rivulidae
Exons: 3
Biological process (GO): response to bacterium
Source: RefSeq, a predicted model, not a curated record